UAGUAAGAGGAGUUUAAGAUACAAACAUUUUAAGGAUGGAGGGAUUAUAUAUUAAGUCAAUUUGGAGAGGGCUUUGACGCCGAGCACUAGGAUGGGAGGUCACAUCGUGCAGGGACAUGUUGUGGGUGAGGGUGAAGAAGAGGAAGGGGCUUUUGAGGUGCACUGCCCCAAAGGGUUCAUUGUCGUGGAUGGGGAGCAGGUUCACAAUAUAAUUCCAACUGCCCUUGGUACUUUGAAUGGUUCUGUGUCUGAAUCAAUCCGAGAUCCUAUCACAAAAGUGAUUCAUCAAAUACCAGGCCCCUUCCCAACAUCAUGAGUCUGAUUCUAACAUCUUUUGAUCAUGAGGGACAACAUUAAGAACUUGCUCUUUCACUUGCCCAUGAAAAAAGGCCAUACUCGACAGUGAUGAGGAUGGGUGCAACAGUCAAGUCAAUUGCCCACACAUACGCUUUCAAGUCUCAAUCGUGCCUGAUUUUUCUUCACCAUCAAUCACGCCAUGAGCCUUGGAAGGGAGACGACAGUAAUAGAGGGGAUAGCGAGGGAGGAUGCAUCGUAAUCAAGAGUUGCUGCUGAAUACAAUCAUCGCCGGCGACCUUGAAUUAUGAUUGCUCGGGAAAUUGACUGCCUCAGGGUUUUACCCCUAGGUCCAGAUGAAGAUGGCAGGGUCUUUGGCUUUUGAGUGAUAAAUGUUCAAGACGAGCGAUUUGGAUGGGAAUCGGGUAUAAACCGGGAGCUCUGGAUGAGAUGAUUUUGGCCUACCUCUUGGAUGACGGUGACUCUCGCUGUGUACUUGACGGCUUACCUUUGUGGGACAAAUAAAAACUAAGGAUGAAUUGUCAAGGUAUUAAUUUGCAACUUUUAAUGUUCUAUUUAUGAAAUUUUCAUUUUCAAGUUUUAUACCAUUGUCAUAAUUUUGAUUAACUAAUAUAUAAUAAUUUUGUGUUUAACUUCAACUUUGUGGUUAAUUUUGUUUAAUUACCCUUCUUUCCCCUUCCAAAUUGUUGAUUUUUUAAAUGUAUUCAUUGAACUUUAUCAAAGGACAACUUGGGCAGCCAAAUCCACUCCUCAAUGAACUCACAAAUAUGUUUGAGUGAACUAUAGAAAAGGGCUCUGAUUGGGUCACUCUUAAACACUGUAAUUUAUUAUUGAUAUUCGUAUUACAUUUCGUUGAUGCAUUAUUUGUUGAUUAAAAUAUUAAAGUUCUCUAUCAUGAAUGUGCAGCUUCUGAUAAGUCCAAAUCCCAACGGAAUGAAAAACUCCAUCUAUUUGAAUAAAAACUCAGAUUUUGAUAAAUUACCCUCUUUCCCAUUGCAAAAUGUUUGUGUUUGGAGUGAGUUGUACAAUGUUAUGGUGAUUGUGUGCAAUUGAACCUUUGUUUAUCAAAGAUUUUACCUUGCAGGUGCUUUCAACUAUGAUUCGUAAGUAAUCUAGAAGUGUUUUCUGCCUUACCUUUUCGACUUCUUACAACUUAAAUUACAUACGAAUCUAGAUUAGUCAGUGCAGAUUUUUUAUAUAUUUAUUUAUUUUUCUUUUAGUUCCUGCACGUUAAUAUAUCAUUGAACAAUCUUUAAACGGCGGUUUGUGAGGUUUGUUGCAACAUUCAAACUAUUCAUAUAUUUGAGCUUAAUCUUAUUAGGUAUAUGAUAAUUGAUAAUUAUAUGAUCAUGCAAUGUAAUUAACAUCAUUUUUUGGAGGAGUUGCAGGUCUAUGCAGUGUCAAUGAUGGAAUUAUAUAGUUUCCAGGUAUCUUUGAUUUUUUAAAGAUCCUAGAGUUAUGGUGGUAAAUUUGUUUGGCUUGGUUAACUUAUUCUCAGAGCUUAAAAAUUUAUGAAGAAUAAAAUAUCAUAAUAUGU
This is a messenger RNA of Cuscuta campestris, 1852 nucleotides long. The record is from the annotation of a GenBank genome assembly. NCBI's taxonomy places the organism in Eukaryota, Viridiplantae, Streptophyta, Magnoliopsida, Solanales, Convolvulaceae.